Bombus terrestris (buff-tailed bumblebee) is the source of this 594-nucleotide messenger RNA. Its product is annotated as phospholipase B1, membrane-associated-like. NCBI's taxonomy places the organism in Eukaryota, Metazoa, Arthropoda, Insecta, Hymenoptera, Apidae. Gene Ontology annotation, biological process: phospholipid metabolic process. The transcript has 4 exons. Bases 1 to 594 code for a protein of 197 amino acids. The record is from RefSeq and is a predicted model, not a curated record. Gene Ontology annotation, molecular function: glycerophospholipase activity.
AUGGGCGGGGGAGGGGGAAUUCUUUGGGUAUGGAGAUUAUUUACCGUUUCGGUUGUGUUCAUGGAGUCUUCUGUAGUCUCGAGUAUUCAGAACCUGUUGGGGGUGGUCACUUGGCUAGCUGUUCAUAUGUAUUCUAAUGUCUUUACUUUAAUUUGUUUAGCCGGCAGAUCUUCUAAAGAUCCCGAGUCGGUUCACCAUUUAAAACCAGGAGACAUAGAUGUCAUUGCCGCAAUGGGUGAUUCCUUGACAAUCGGCGCUGGAGUUACUUCGAUUUAUACGUUCGAAGUGCACAUUGAAAAUAGAGGCAUAGUAGGCAGUAUCGGCGGUCAAGGAACUUGGCGACAGUACCUGACUCUUCCUAAUAUUCUUAAAGAAUUCAAUCCUAAAUUAGUAGGUUAUUCACUUGGGGACGCUUUAAGUACUGAUCCAGCUGCGCAGUUAAACGUCGCCGAAGGUGGAGCUAUGUCUAGAGAUAUAACUUUCAUGGCGACAUAUUUGGUCAAUAAAAUAAAAGAAGACCCGAGGAUAGAUAUCAAAAAACAUUGCAAGGUUCGUAUAUUCGUAGACAAGAACAUAAAUUCGCAUAAAAUCUAA